AGGCCACUCUACUCUUUGGUGUUCACUUUCUUUUGUCUGGGGAGCCUGCUGAUCACUCUCAACCGGCACAUGUUCCUCUCCAACAAUGACAAACCUCCUGAGAUCUGUAAAGGCUGCAAGGAGAUCAUCGACAAAGUAAAAGAGUGUUACUCUCAAAACUGGAACAAGCAGGAGGACAAUUACACAAAGUUCAGAUCUGAGCUGAGCAGCAAGUGUAAUGGUUUUGAGAAGGCCAUCAUUACCCAGGCCAACACUCCAGUGGGAUCCAAGAUUGUGUACGACGGAGAAAAGACGAGGAGCCUCGAGGUGACCCCGGAGAUUUUCAGCAAUUUUCCAAAGGAGCAUCCACUCCCAAAUAAAACAUGGGACACAUGUGCUGUUGUUGGGAACGGAGGGAUCCUGACCCACAGCGGCUGUGGAAAGAUGAUCGAUUCAGCUCAGUUUGUUAUCAGGUGCAACCUUCCCCCUGUGGAAAAUGGCUAUGAGAAAGAUGUGGGCAACAAGACUGACCUCGUGACAGCAAACCCAAGCAUCCUCACGGAUAAGUACGGGGCACUACAGGGGAAUAGCCGUACAUUUGUGGAGAGCCUGAGAAUCUAUGGCGACUCCCUGCUUCUCCUUCCCACCUUCUCAUAUGGCCAUGUCACCUCUGUGUGCCAGCGGGCUGUCGACAGUAUAGAGGACUUUGAAAACCCCAUCCGACCUGUUUUCUUAAACCCUGACUACCUCCAGAAAUUGGCUGUCUUCUGGCGCUCCAAAGGCGUAAAAGCAUUGAGGCUCAGCACCGGCUUAAUGAUGACUAGCCUGGCACUGGAACUCUGUGCUAACGUGCACCUGUACGGGUUCUGGCCCUUCAGUAAUCACCCACAAGGACUCUAUGCCCUGACUAACCACUACUACAAUGAUGCAAAAGCUAAGGCAGGAGUUCAUGCCAUGUCGGCUGAGUUUAACCUCUUGUUGCAGCUGCACAGUCAGGGGGUGCUCAGGCUUCACCUGGAAGAUUGUUAGCCAGGUAAAUUGUAGUUCCAGGAACUAAUGGAAGCUGACGGGACAGGAAAUCUGUUUUUGUAGUCCAGUCUUUCAUAUACUUUUGAAUGGACAGAUUUAUCUCGGUUGAUGACACGGAUAAAAUGAGUCAAUACAUCGACAAGGAGGUAAAGAAGUUUGACUUUAGAAUAAAAUAUGUUUUUUGGAAUUCAAUAGGAGUCACUCUUCCGCAGCCGUCAUCGCCCCCUGCUGGAAUUUUCG
Messenger RNA from Centropristis striata (black sea bass), 1248 nucleotides. RefSeq names its product alpha-2,8-sialyltransferase 8F-like. Gene Ontology annotation, biological process: N-glycan processing; oligosaccharide metabolic process. The record is from RefSeq and is a predicted model, not a curated record. Lineage: Eukaryota; Metazoa; Chordata; Actinopteri; Perciformes; Serranidae. The transcript has 7 exons. Gene Ontology annotation, molecular function: alpha-N-acetylneuraminate alpha-2,8-sialyltransferase activity. The coding region runs from base 70 to 1008 and encodes 312 amino acids.